This is a messenger RNA of Helicoverpa armigera (cotton bollworm), 1756 nucleotides long. It is a transcript of the gene Mdh2, whose product is annotated as Malate dehydrogenase 2. Bases 102 to 1130 code for a protein of 342 amino acids. NCBI's taxonomy places the organism in Eukaryota, Metazoa, Arthropoda, Insecta, Lepidoptera, Noctuidae. Gene Ontology annotation, biological process: malate metabolic process; tricarboxylic acid cycle. The record is from RefSeq and is a predicted model, not a curated record. The transcript has 6 exons. Gene Ontology annotation, cellular component: mitochondrion; cytoplasm. Gene Ontology annotation, molecular function: L-malate dehydrogenase (NAD+) activity.
UUACAUCACUAGUUAUCUUCGAAAGGUCGGCAGGGUCAGUUGGACUACGUGCUAUUGUCUUCAUAAAUUAGUAGCUUUUCCUAAAAAACAGGCGACCCAAAAUGUUCUCCCGUGUGCUGAAACCCGUUGCCACCGUGGCUGUCCAGAAUGGCGCCAAAAACUUUUCCACCAGCUCAGAGCUGAAAAUGAAAGUGAUGGUUGCUGGCGCAUCCGGCGGCAUCGGCCAGCCCCUGUCUCUGCUGCUGAAGCAGAACCCCUUGAUCUCCCAACUGGCCCUGUACGACAUCGCGCCGGUGACCCCGGGAGUCGCCGUGGACCUGUCCCACAUGGACACGCCCGCCAAGGUGCUGGGCUACAAGGGACCCGAGGAGCUGGCGUGUGCCGUCGCAGACUCACAUGUGAUUGUGGUACCCGCGGGUGUCCCCCGCAAGCCUGGCAUGACCAGAGAUGACCUGUUCAACGUGAACGCCUCCAUCGUGAGGGACCUUGCUGAGUGCGUUGCCAAGAACGCCCCCAAAGCUAUUAUGUGCAUCAUCACCAACCCUGUCAACUCUAUGGUGCCUAUUGCCUCUGAAGUCCUGAAGAAGAACGGAGUAUACGACCCCAACCGCGUGCUCGGAGUCACAACCCUGGACGUUGUCCGUGCCUGCUCCUUCAUCGGCACCAUCAACGGAGUGGACCCUCGCUGCGUCACCAUCCCGGUCAUCGGAGGCCACUCGGGCGUCACCAUCAUCCCUGUGCUGUCUCAGGCCAACCCCGCGCCCAAGCUCACCGACCAGUCCAAGAUCGAAGCGCUUACUAAGAGGAUCCAGGAAGCCGGUACUGAGGUAGUGAAGGCUAAGGCCGGUGGUGGUUCCGCCACGCUGUCCAUGGCGUGGGCCGGCGCCAGGAUCGCCAACGCUGUCCUCCGGGGAUUGAAGGGCGAGGAGAACGUAGUAGAAUGCGCGUACGUAAAAUCCGACUUGACCGAAGCGAAAUACUUCGCCAACCCUCUGUGCUUCGGCAAGAACGGAGUCGCCAAGAACCUGGGCUACGGCAAGCUCAACGCGUACGAACAGCAGCUGCUGAAGGCCGCCAUCCCUGAGCUCAAGAAGAACAUUGAGACAGGAGAGAAAUUCGUUUCGAAGUAAACGAUGACAAACCUUAACGCGGUCGGGCCUACAGUAUAAGUAGUGAUGUGUGAACUGAGAGUGGUUGUAGAGAAAAGUUGAAUAAUGUUACAGUAAUCAUUUUAAAUUGUCGUUAAAUACCUAUAGUUCUUUUUUUACUAUUUAUAACGUCGCCAAAAUUUAUGAUGAUUUAAAAUUUCUACUAAAGUAUGUUGCAAUCGCUCCUGUUCACAGUCACUGUCUAGUGUAAUUGUAAUAUCAUUUGUAACCUCAUUAGGUGUCUUCACAUAAGUAUUACUGGUAGUGUUCGAUAAUGUGUACAUUCGAUCUUUCGGCACCUAAAGACUUGUAGAAGUUACGCUAUUCGUAGAAAUAGUAAGCUACACCAAACAGUAUCUAUAAUGUAAGUAAGAUGCCGGCCCGACCACAACCGUUUGUAGAUAACAUUUGAAGUAUAUUUAUUACAACUUAGACCUAUACAUUAUUGUAAUGUCUUAAAUCAAUUGAUUAGAGCAUUUUGUAUUGUAAUCAUGAGAUAACCCGGAGCUGCGUUGUUGCAGGCAAAAGAAAAAAUGCUGAAGAAUGGGAGUGCUGUGUAAAUAUUGUGAAGUGUGUGUUGUUGGUAAUUAAAUUACUGCGGUAUGAUA